GAGGCUGACAUCUGGGUCUCUGAACGCCUUGAUGAGAUGCAUUCCCGUGGCCUCUGCUGCUGACCAGGGGCCUUCCAUGGGUGGCUUCCACCCCGCAGGGGGCCUGGAGAGCACUGAUGAUGAUGGCUAGCCCCCCAAAGCUGACCGGAGAAACGCUGAUUGUCCAUCACAUUCCCUUGGUGCAUUGCCAGGUCCCGGACAGGCAGUGCUGUGGCACCAGCAAGAGGACCAACCCUUUCUGCCCAUCCGACGUGGGGCUCGCGCGGACCGGCUCCCUCCCUGAGCGGGACCUCUUGCAGACGGACUCGUUGCUCUACAGCAGCUUGCUUCAGGCUCCGAACGUGGACCUGGCCCCGGUGGAGACGCCAGAGCACAAAGAGGGCAAGCCUCGCGACCCGGCUGCCCCCGGAGCCAACAAGCGGCAGAAUCCAUUCCUGCAGAGCGACGGCGAGGCCCAGGACCUCUGCGCCGAGGACCUGGCCCAGGCCUCCUUCCGCCUGCACAAUGGCAAGCCGGCCUUCCAGCUGCGCGAGUUGACCCUGCCCCCUUUCCGCCUGCACGACACCCACUCGGUGGUGAAGCCAUGGAGCGCCAGCAGCCGCUUGGACGUGGUGGAGGGCCAAGAAGACGAGCUGGCCGAGGACGACGUGCGGAAGAGGAGCCGCCUGGCGCCGGAAUGCAUGGAGCUGGACGAGUACAGCUGCCACCGCGGGGACCCGGCCAGCCUCUCCUUUGAGCAGGAGUGGGCCAGCGACGCCGACGACCUCGUCCACAACCCGGAGGGCCCCCGCAGCCGGACCUGCAGCUGCUCCAGCUCGGAGCUGCAGCGCUGCCGCUGCUACAGCCUCUCGAGCCAGUCGGAGCCUCUGGACCAGCAGAUGGGCUACAUCAGCGACUCCUCCUGCAACAGCUCCGAUGGGGUCCUGGUGAACUUCAGCGCCCUCUACAACAAGAUGAACGGCCACCCGCACCCCAACCUGAACUCGGGCAACCUGUCCUGCGACUCCUCCUCCGGCAGCCACUCGGACACGGGGGCCUUUUACCUCGACUUGCACUCGUCGCCGAGGGAGUCCGAGAUGCCCUGCAAGUCGCACCUGCCGGAGGGCUCCGGGAAAGCCUGCGGCUGCCUCCACCCGCCCUCCCCCGUCUUGGACGCCAACUGCAACUCGUACCCGCCGCUCUGCGACCCAUGCGCCUCGGAGGGCUCCGACCUCACCGCCUGCUUCCAAAGCCAGGCGCGGCUCGUGGUGGCCACUCAGAACUACUACAAACUGGUCACGUGCGACUUGUCUUCCCAGUCUUCUCCCAGCCCGGCUGGCUCUUCCAUCACCAGCUGCUCCGAGGAGCACACCAAAGGCAGCCCCGUCCAGCCCACGGAGUACUACCUGUUCCAGAGGCCGGAGGCCCAGCAGCCGGAGAGCGAGGCGGACUGCUCCAGGGAGGAGUCGCGGCCGGGGGAGGCCGAGAGGAACGCCAUCGAAGGCCAGGUCUACGUCAACAUCUCGCCUCCCACCCUGGCCGGGGGCAGGCCGCGCUCCCGCAGCUACGACCGCAGCCUGGACCACAGUCCCACCGGCCGCCUGGGCGCGCUGGAACGCAUGAUGAGCUGCCCGGUCAAGCUGAGUCACCCCGAGCUCAUCCAGAGCUCCCCGCCCAAGCGGGUCACGUCCUUCGCAGAGCUGGCCAAAGGCCGGAAGAAGAACGGCUCCUCCCCGCCGCUUCGGACCAGCCGGGACUCGUCCCUGGAGUUCUCCCCUAUCCCGGAGUACCAGCAGGACGGCUCCGUCUUCCGCGAAGACCGGGGGCCGUACAGCCAGAGCCUCCCGCCCAUGCCCCUGCGACACUCCCUCAACCGCAGCUGUGAGAGCUACCACCGGGCCGAGUGGGGACUUAGCGCCUGCCGCAAGGACGCGGGCGCCAGGGAGAGGCCUGCCUGUGGGCCAGAGACGGCUGCCGCGCAACCCUUCUUCUCUGAGUUGACGGAAGCGGGGGCCAACGCUGCCAGCAGCCAUGGCCAGAAGGACAUUCGAGCCCGUGCUGAUGGCGGUGCAGCAGACAGCAAGGGCGUCGUGCGCUACAGCAAGGACCAGCGGCCGACCACGCUGCCCAUCCAGCCCUUCGUGUUCCAGCACCACUUCCCCAAGCAGCCCAGCAAGGCCCGGGCGCUGCACAGCCAUUUUGCCUCCAGCCUGUCGCAGCUCUACAGCCUCUCCGCUGCCGCCGCCGCCUCCGCCAACCGGCCUGCCAGCCAGCAGCUCUCCUCCGCCUCCCAGUCCUCGGCCUCCGCCACCUCGGCCGACCAGCCCAUGGCGGUGGGCGCCCUGGUGCACAGCCAGCGUUCCGCGGACGGCGCUGCCUCCCUCGCCGACGGCUACGCCAAGAAGCCCGUCCCGGAGACCACCCGCCCGUCCCCGCUGGGUAGCUAUUCUCCCGUGCGGAGCAACGUGCCUUUCUUCCAGAGCGUGGACUCUUCCUGCCUCUCGCCGACGCCAGGCAGCCAGCCCCCCCGCAGCCGCUCCUGCCCCAUCUCUGCCGGCCUCCUGCCGACCGCCAGGCCUUCCCCAGCCACGGGCAGCCAGGCCCCCGGUGCCAGCGCCGCCGGCAGCAGCCUCCGCAAGGCCAAGGGGAGCCCCAGGCUGCUGUCCAAGGAGGAGGAGGAGGAGGCCACGCCGCCAGAACCGAGCGUGCUGCUCGUGGAGUACGAGCUCCAGGGCAGCUCCUCCCCGCCCGUGGCCGGCGCAGGGGGCCACGCCGAGCCCCAGUGGAAGGCCGGCUGCAGUGAGGCCGCCAACGUGGGCUCCUUGGGCACCGUCGUCACCCGGCCCCUCAAUGCCAACCACCUGUCUCCGCAAGCGCUCAAGUGGCGGGAGUAUCGGCGAAGAAACCCGCUGGGGCUGGACCGCGCCCCGGGGCCGGCGGGUCUGGCGGGCAGCCUGGACUGGAAGCAGCAGCAGCAGCAGCAGCACGAGAGCCGGCUGCCCUGGAGGAACCCCGCCUGCGAGUUCCCUGCAGCCCUGAAUGCGGGCCGCUCCAACGGCCGACUCAACGGGCAGUCAAUGAAACAUCCGCAGCUCAACUACUCCGACUUCUUCCCAGACUAUUUCUCCUUGGCAGAAAAACCACCUGCUGAAUUCUGCCUCUCGCCAGAUGGCAACACAGAGUCCAUCUCCAUUGAUCUGUUGCAGAAGAAGGGUCUGGUCAAGGCAAUCAACAUGGCCGUGGAUCUGAUUGUGGCGCAUUUCGGGAGCAGCAGAGACCUCGGGGUGAAGGCCAAGCUGGGGAACAGCUCCGUGAGCCCCAACGUGGGGCAUCUGAUCCUGAAGUACUUGUGCCCGGCCCUCCGUGACGUCCUGAGCGAUGGGCUCAAGGCCUACGUGCUGGAUGUCAUCAUCGGCCAAAGGCGGAACAUCCCCUGGAGCGUUGUGGAGGCCUCCACCCAGCUGGGACCCUCCACCAAAGUCCUGCACGGCCUCUACAGCCGAGUCAGCCAGUCCCCGGAGCUCUGCACCCACGCCAUGCGCUUCAACGCCUUCAUCUUCGGCCUUCUGAACAUCCGUUCCCUGGAGUUCUGGUUUAACCACCUCUACAACCAUGAAGACAUCGUCCAGAUGCACUACCAGCCGGUGGGCUUCCUGCCGCUGUCCCACGGGGUCUGCCGGGGCCUCUUCGAGGAGGUGCUGCUCCUGCUGCAGCCGCUCUCGCUGCUGCCCUUCAGCCUGGACCUCCUCUUCGAGCACCGCCUGCUGCAGAUGGGCAAAGAGCAGCAGCAGCGCAAGGAGCUGCUCCGCGUCAAGCAGGGCCUGGUGCUCUCGGCGCACUCCACCCUGCAGCUGAUGAGGACCCGCGGGAGCAGCCCCGAGAGGAGCGGCGCCGGCAGCUGGGGCCUGGCGGAGCAGCAGCAGCAGCAGCCCGGGCCAGGAGGCUGCGGGGCCCCCGCGGAGAAGGCGCCGCCGCCGCCGCCGCCACCCAGACUCAAGGGGGUGGGCGCCCCCUCUGGAGGCCCUGAGGGAGGGGGGGAGGCGGAGCGGCGGAGGGCCCGGGAGGGCGUCGCGGAGCGGAAGAAGGACAAGCAGGCCAGCUGGUGGUACCAGCUCAUGCAGAGCUCCCAGGUCUACAUUGAGGGCUCCGCCGAGGGCGCGCGUGCAUCCGCUACGAGCGCAAGAAGAAGGCGGGGGGCGGGCGGCCGGCCAGCGGAGCCCGAGAAGGGGCCUCCCCCACGGGAGGGAGUGGUGGAAGGGGCCGAGGCUUGCCCCAUCACCGAAGUGCCCCUCCGAGACAGGCCCCCGGCAGCGGCAACGGAGCCCCCACGGAAGCCCCAGCCCGCAGCCCGGGAGGACCCUGCGAAGGAGGGGAGCCGGCCCUCCUGGAUGGGCAGCCCCCCGGACUGUGUGGUCACGGAGCUGAAACGCACCCAGGCGAAGGAGAGCGGGCCAGGCCCGAGGCAGCAGGGCCCGGAGGGGGGCAGCGCCGGCGGCCAGCCCAAGUGGGGGCACCUCUUCGGCUCUCGGAAGGUGCCCAAGGAGCCCAAGCAGGCCAGCAGGCUGCCGUCCGGGUGGCUGAGCUUGGAUCGCUCCGUGUUCCAGCUGAUGGCCCAGACGGUGGGGGCCGGCGUGUGGCGAGGGGCUGCCUCGGAGCCCGAGGGGCUGCCUGCGGAUCUCUCCCCUUCACGCUCCACAAGGCCAGCAGGGCAGCCGGAGAGGAGCGCGUCCCCUGAGACACCGUGCGGGGUGAAGGCCCUCUGCCACCACAUCGCCACCGAGUCCGGGCAGCUGAGCUUCAAGAAGGGCGACGUCCUGCGCGUGCUGGGCAAGGUGGACGCCGACUGGCUGCGGUGCAGCCGAGGAGCCGAGAGCGGGCUGGUGCCCAUCAUGUACGUCACCCACGUGGAGGACGAGGACUAUUGACGGGACGCACGGCCAGGCGCAGAGGCCCACGGAGUGUGACAGGCCAGCCGGCCAGGCCGUGGCGGACGCGGCUGCUCUCCUCCCGUUCAGGAAACUCAGCCGCUGCAGCCGCCCUCCUCCUCCUCCUCGUCCUCGUCCUCCUCCUCCCUGCGGUCGGGGAUCUCAUGUUGCCAAGCAUCACCACGCAUGCUCCUGCUCCUGGCUCUGCCGGGGAACGCCUCGUGCUCUCCUCCUCCUCCUCCUCCUCCACUCUUGCCUGCCGUUCAUCCAGCAGAGACUCGAGGCUGCUGGGACUAGCUAACGCAGUGUGGGCAGGAUGUGGCUGGCCUCACUAAGUAUGGCGGUUAAACUACAGCCCCCAGCAUGCAUCGCUUCUCUUCCAUCUCAGUGUGCCGGCGGGGGAGGGGGGGCUCCCCUCCUCUGCAGGCUGCCCCUCGUGGCUGCAGGCAGGAUUUCAGGAAGCCCCUGCCCGAGACCCUCUAGGACUGUGUGCUAACGUUGAUAUAUAGGUAGGUAGAUAUAUAAACCCUGCAAUGCAUCUAGUGACCCGCCACACCGCAGGGGCCCACGUGCAGCCAGCGUGAGCAGAACCACUUUGAGGGCUAGCUGGGGGA
Molecule: messenger RNA, 5518 nt
Organism: Elgaria multicarinata webbii
Lineage: Eukaryota; Metazoa; Chordata; Lepidosauria; Squamata; Anguidae
Gene: RUSC2
Product: RUN and SH3 domain containing 2
Cellular component (GO): cytoplasmic vesicle
Molecular function (GO): protein binding
Source: RefSeq, a predicted model, not a curated record